UAGCUUUGACCAGAUUUUCACAUUUUAUAUAUUAAUUAAUUAAUAACUACAUCACAUUUCUUGUCCAAAUCAAAUCCAUCCCCUCCAAAGGAACACGACAAACUUGAAACUUGCCAUGUUUCGCUUACGCCACUCCCUUUUCCUCUCUGCGCUGCUCUUAUCCCUUGCAGCCAUACAAUCCACCCAAGCAGCAGUCGAAUAUGUCGUCAACUACAACGCCGGAAGCAGCAGCGGAGGCAUCCGAUUCAAGAACGAAAUAGGAACGGACUACAGCAGACAGACCCUAACAGCCGGCGCGGAUUUCAUCUGGAGCCUGUUCCAGCAGAACAACGACGCUGACAGGAAAAAUGUGCCGAAAGUCACCUUGUUCAUUGACAACAUGGCCUAUUCCGCCAACAACGAAAUCCACGUCGACGCCAAUUACCUCGGAAACUACUCCGGCGGCGUCAAGAGGGAGUUCACCGGGGUGUUAUAUCAUGAGAUGACACAUAUCUGGCAGUGGAACGGGAACGGGCAGGCCCCUCGAGGCUUGAUAGUGGGGAUAGCAGAUUUUGUGAGGCUGAGAGCAGGCUACGCUCCGAGCCACUGGGUGCAGGCGGGGCAGGGCGACCCGUGGGACCAAGGGUACGAUGUUACGGCGAGGUUUUUGGAUUAUUGCAAUGGUCUUAUGGAUGGAUUUGUUGCGGAGCUGAAUAAGAAGAUGAGAAAUGGGUAUAAUGACAACUAUUUUGUAGAGCUGCUGGGGAAGAGUGUUGGUCAACUUUGGAAUGAUUACAAGGCCAAGUAUGGGGAAAGUGCUUAUUUCAUGCAAUGUCUUGUGUAUUGGUCGAUGUAAUGGUUCUAACACUUACAUAUUUAGAAAGAUGCUAGGUUAUUUAUGUGAGCAAUUUCAUGUUUGCACUGCCAAUGCACUUUUAUUCAAAUACAAAUGGAGAAUUUCCUGUGUAAAUUCAUAUAAAUUCUUACUAUGACU
Molecule: messenger RNA, 973 nt
Organism: Rubroshorea leprosula
Lineage: Eukaryota; Viridiplantae; Streptophyta; Magnoliopsida; Malvales; Dipterocarpaceae
Source: the annotation of a GenBank genome assembly